GACACGAAUUCGGGCUCUUUCUCUCUCUCUGUCUCACUCCUUCGUGUCCCCUUUAGAAGCAAUUUCUAAGACGCCGCCAUGGCGGAAACGCAGGAGCUCCUGGACGCGCUGACGGAGCACCUCGGCGCGUUCCACCGCACAGCAAGCAGACGCGAGGCUCAACGGGAGGCGCAACGGGAGGCUCAGCGCGAGGCUCAUCGCGCGGCUCAGCGCGCAUUCUCAUCAAAUUCCGCGAGAGUUUCCGAGCAGGAGGUCAGCCAGAGACCGUCGACCAGAGGGAUUAGCACUAGUACUACUCAUCAUCUUCAAUCGGACGGUGGAGGAAAGGUGCCGUUAGGCGCAUCUAGGGUUGGGAUUUUCCCUCACGUACAUCCACCGAAGCAGCAGAUUCAGGCGUGGGUACGCCAGCUGGACGUGGAAUCGCGACGGAGGGCUUUCACCGUUGUGGACCGGCAAUGGAUGCAGAUUCUCCUUCAGAUGGCGUCUCACAUCCGCAUGAACGGGCCCGGUCACUUCAUCGUUCUCUCAGACAUGAUCGAGCAGGCCCCCGUUACAGUCACAAAUGAAUCAGAGAAAAAGACGGCAGCAGCGGGGGGUCGUCCUGCAGGUGAGACGCGUCAGGCGGCCUCUGCUGCUGCUGCGGGUCUUCCUUCCCAUGGCCACGCGAAGGGUCGUGGAAAGGGGAGCAAGGGAGGCGGUGGUAAGAAGAAAGGGAAGUCAAGCAGUAGCAGUAGCAGUGGCGGUGGCGUUGGCGGUGGCGGUGGGUCGGCGAACGCAUGCCAACCAAGAAAUGGCGAGCUUGCUGACCGUCAAAAUCCGACAAUCAGAAACGGAAGCAGCGCACUUGUUUCGGAACAGUCAGAAUCUGAUGGUCGGAGUGAAGCAGCACCACAAGAAAUGAGCCUCAUCGCUGCUGGAGAAGGCGGGGGGAAUCUGAGCCGCUCAUCAGCAGCAGGCCCUCUGCCAGCCAUCUGCUUCAAGCGGUGUGAAGGCCUGUGGACCAGACUGGGCCGGCAGCAGUGGGCCAUCAGGCAACUGGAGUCCUCCCUUCAGCUCUUUUCCUCCUCCUCGCCUUCCUAUGGCGCUCAGCGUGAAGGGCUAGUUCUAGGGAAGGGAGGAAGCGGAGGCGGCACUGCAGCUGAUGACCUGCAGGAAAGGCAUUCUUCCGCCAUUUGUACAGUUGAUAGUACUCGUGCUUCGUUUCAGGUACAGGCGUCUGUAGAUUCCCUCACACUGGCUGACUCGUUACUAGCUAACGUUGACCUCUUGUUCACGGUCAUGGAGGAAGUCUCGUGGGGAGGAUUCCUUACCAAAGCGCCUGCGAGGACACAUACUUUUACCAGCAGCAGCAGCAGCAACACUGGCAGCAGCAGCAGCGGCAGCCAGGGAAAGUCUUCCUGGGAGGAGCUGCCGUGGCUGCAGGCGUUAGGGUUCUACCCCCUGGCGGCCUUUGUUGCCAGCCGCCUGGAGAUCCACCUGUGGCGCGCCUGGGACCGCGCCAGGGCGCACGGGGUAGCAGCAGUAGCGCCCACAGCAGGGGCGGGGGUGGGGGUUAAGGACGCGCCAGCUGCUGCUGCUGCUGCUACUGCUGCUGCUGCUGCUGCCACCUCUGCUGCUGCUGCUGCUGCUGCAGGUGGUGGUGGUAGUGGUGGUAGCUGUGGUGGUGGGGGUGAUAGCGGAGUGGCGGAGUGCCCCGCAUUGGGGCGGAUGGAGCGGCUGGAGUGGUGGUGGAGGGAGAAGCAGGGUGCUGGAGGCGUGGGGGCAAGCGCGCUUCAGGGCGCUUUGUGCCUUGCAGCUAAGGCUGAGGCCCUGUCAACUGUGCAACAAGCACACGCAGCUCAAUCCCAGUUCUCCCAGCACCACCUCAUCCGCAUCGUCCACCGCAAUCAGGCCGCCCUGCAGCCCUUGCUGCUGGCUGCCCGCCACUCCGUCUCCCGCCACAUCGGCUCGGCUCAUGCCAGCAGCGUCUGCUCCAAUAUAAACAAACCCGUCACAACUAACAGCCACCCUGCCAGCAGCAGCACUAGCACCAACGCCAGCAGCGCCUCCUGCAUUGCACCCUCCUCCCCCACCAACACCUGCACCAGCACCUCCCUGCACCCUCUGCUUCUCGACGGCCUCUUCCUCAACCCCUGCUCCCAGUCCGGCCCACCCAUAGUCUUCUCCGCCCACUCCUGGGACCGCCUGGGCCGGUCCCCUGCCGGGCCCUGGCUCGCCGGCCUCUUUGCUCUCAUGGACCUGGCGCCGCUUGUUGCUGCUGCGACAGGUGGCAGCCACAGAUUGGCGGAGGAGAGGAGGAGUGCUGCGGCUGCGAUGAGUGGUGGUGGUGAUGGCGCUGUGCCCAGGUGGUGUGAAGGGGAGGGGCUGGUGACUUCGUGCUGGGGCUCUGCUGCUGCUGCUGCUGCUAACUCUCCUCCCUCUGCUCCCUCCUCUGCUGCUCCCUCCUCUGCCUCCUCCUCUGCUACUCCCUCCUCCUCUCUUCUUUCCUCUCAACCCUCUCUCAUAUUCCCCCACACCCUCCUCUCCCCUCUCUCCGAAGCCUCUUCUUUGCUAAGCAGGGCGCGAGUGCGGAUCGCCUCUGCCCUUGACGCGUCCCUGCGGACUGCCCUGCAGCUCGAACUGCUGGAAGGGGAGAGGGCGAGAGGGGGGAGGGAGGCGGGGGAGGGGAGGGGGCAGGGGGGUGGUGGGAGCAGUGGGGGGCAGAGCAAGGGGCGGAAGAGGAAGAAGAAGAAAGGUAAGGGGAGGGACGGCAGCGCAAGGGAUGGCCCCGUUGGGGAUGGUAAUGCAGGGGAUGGCGAGGCGGCGGAUAAGCCUCCUCAAGAGGAGAGGAGAGGAAAGGAGAUUGCAACAGGGACGGUGGAUGAAGCAGAGGAGGGUGGAGUGGCAGCAGUAGGCGAUGCUGCAUUCAACAUGGCACAAGCUAGUGGAUCAGCCCCAGGUGGUUCAGGUGGUUCGGCUGGUUCAGGUGCUUCGCUGGAAGAUGGUGAUGGGUGGCACCUGGUGGGCAGAAGAGCAGCAGCAGCAGCAGCAGCAGGGAGUGUUGGUGGCAGCGGCGGUGGUGGCUCGUCGUCUGCAUCACCAGCAGCUGAAAGGACAGGAGGAGCAGCCAAAGCACUCACAGUAGGGGCUGCCAAGGAAGCAGCAGCAGGCGCAGUCAGAGCAGUGACAGGAGGUACUACAGCCAUCGCAGCAGCAGGCGUGGCAGCCACGCCAGCAACAGCAGGGGCAGCCAGCGUUGCCAGAACGGGAGCAGCCAGCGUUGCCAGAACGGGAGCAGCCAUAACAGCAGGUGUGGCUGCAUCACCCGGUAGCACAGCCACGGCAGUCACAGUGCUGGCAACUUCUCAGCAGGCGUCAGGUGCUCCUCAUGGCAGUGCUAGCAGCAGGCUCGCCUCUUCCUCUCGGGGCUCCACUUCCCCUGCCGAUCUUGACCUCUCCCUCUCAGCAUUCCCCCCCCUCCCUAUGCUGCAGCUCCCCAAGACGAGCCAAGCACCCCCCUCAGACCCCUCCCAGGCCCUUCCGUUCCUCUCCCCUCUCGUGCGCCGCACUCGACCGGAACCAUCGCAGCCCAUCCCCCCCAUCUCCUCCGUUUCACCUUCCACGUCCCCAGCCUCCAGCCCCACCCCAACCUCCCCUGAAUCGCCCUCCCCUCACUCUUUCAACUCGGGCUCCCUCCCUCCCACUGCUGCUGCUGGUGCUGCUGGCGCUGCUGGUGCUGCUGGUGCUGCCAGCAACAACCGCCCCAAUGUGUCCCCUGUGUCUCUGCGCUCAGCUGUGCCUGUGAUUCCUGUGGGCUCUUUCUGCACCAAGCACGCAGGCCAGGUUGUAGCGCAGACAGAGGGAGGCUGCGCGCAGGGGGCGAGCGCAGGCAGGGAGGCGGAGAAGAAGGAUGUGGAGAGGCCGUUGGAAGGGCAAGGUGAAGCUGGGGUGGUGAAAGGGGCCGGAGUUAUGGGUAUGAAGCAGAAGGUUGAGGAGGAGGUGGGUGGAUUGAAAAACGGGACAGCAAGAGAAGGUAUGAAGCAGAAGGUUGUAGAAGAGGAGGUGGGUGGAGUGGGAAGUGGGACAGGAAGAGACUGCCCUGCAGAACCAGCCAGCGCCUUCAGUCAUUCCGAGUCUGCUGAUCAACCGACACAGUUCGUGCCUUCACCAGAUGCCCCUCCCUUCUUCCCAUCAAAUUCACCUGAGAGGGUUCCAGUGCCAUCAGGAGGACCCCAUCUGCCACAGCAGCAGCAGCAGCAGCAGCAGGCACAGCAGUCACAGGCGCACCAGAAGCCUCCCUCCCAGCGCCAGUUCCCCCCCAUGCGCCUGCCCUACUCGCCCCGCCACGCCUCUCGCCUCUCCCCCCACCACGAGUGGCCCGGCUUCCCCAGCUUUCCCCCUGGCUGGCCCCGCUCUCUAUCUGUCACUCCCGGACAAGCACCCCCUUUAAUCUCACCCCACCGCUAUCACCACCACCAGCAGCAUCAGCAUCAGCAGCAGCAGCAGUUGCACCCGCAGUACCAGUUGCAGCAGUACCAGCAGCAAUACCACUUGCUCCUACAGCAGCACCACCACCACCAGCAGCAGUCAAUGUUAAAUUCUUUGCAUCUGGAGGGGUCGGGCAGGUGGCCGUGGCUGUGGCACCGGCCCUCUGCCCUCCACCUCACCCAGCUGCCACCCCGGCCCCCUAGCAUGCCCUCUUCUCCUGCUUCCUCCCGCUCUGCCUCCUCUGCUACCUCCUCUGGUGCCUCCUUUGCUGUCCCUGCCUCUGCUUCUGCUUCUGCUUCUGCUUCUGCUUCUGCCUCUGCCACUGCCUCUGCCACUGCCUCUGCCACUGCCUCUGCGUCGACUCCCACUGUUAGUGUCGCUUCUGCCUCUGCUUCUUCCCCACCUCCUCCUGCUGCUCCUGCUGCUGCCGCCGCUUUUGACGUUGCUGUAAACCCCUCUGCAAACCCUCCUGCAGCUGCUGGUGCCACUGCUGGUGCUGGUGCUGCUGGUGCUGCAUCCUCAUCGCCUUCCACCCGCUCAUCAUCUUCCCCUGCUGACGGCACCUCAUCGUCAGCCCUGCCACCCGCUACCACAGACCCCUCACACUCCUCCCCCACCCCGCCCAUCAGGAAAGGCCUGCUGGGCCCACACCCGCCAGACCUACAGCCGCUACUGCCCCCUGCCCUCCCUUCUUGGGCCAUGGAGCCUGCUUGGUCGCGCCCCUACUACUACGACUGCCUGUCAAACUCUGCUUCUGACACCCCUCACGCACGCCCCUGCGCGUUUGGCUGUUUCUCUGACACGGCUCUUGAGACGGCGCCUCAUCCCAGCCCCUACUGCUACUACGACGGCUACUAUGAGGGCGUUUCAGACACGAUCUCUGCAGACGAGCCUUUUCAGGCUUUUCAUGCCCGCUAUCCAGGUGUGCUCGGCCCUCCCAUGCCGCUGCACCUGCUGGACCCUCCUGUUCCCUACUCCUCUCCCUCUCAUAUCGCACACUCCCACCCCGUCUCGGGAUGGCAGACUGUAGGCAGUCACAAUGCAGGUCAGAGCUCAGCUGCCGGUCCUCGUGCUUUUCUACCCUCCCACAGCCCGAAUAAUCCAUCAGGCGUCCCCUCCCUGCCGCACCAGCCCUCUGCUGCCUCCCCUUCCGCCUCCUCUCGCUCGCUCCCCCUCAGGCCACCAGAGCCAGUGGUUGUGGCGCCCCCUGUGGUUCCUGAGCUGGUGGGAAGGGAUGGGGGGGAGCGGUUGGAGGGGGCUGCUGGGGAGGGCAGGUUGAGAAGGGCUGAUGAGGAUGCCACUGCAACAGCACUUGGUGAAGGGGGAAGGGUAGCAGGGACAGGAAUAGGGGAAAGCCGAGCGGAUGUCACAGGUGGAGGCGGAAGCGGGGGAGAGGGAGCGUCAGGUAGUGCUGCUGCAAUGCCCCACCGCCAUCCACCCCUGCGCAUUACUGUACCGUCUCGGCGCGGGGAAGGGGACGAAACCAGCCAUCUGGGUACUGCUGGGAGCAGCAGCAGCAGCAGCAGCCGUGGGGGUAGAAGGCAAGAGGAGGCAGCAGCAGGAGCAGCAGCAGCGCCUGCCCCACCUAGCACUGCUGCUGCUGCUACGGUUGCAAAUGCUACAGCCCGUGCAGGUGCCGAUGGCGCGGGUGGUGGCGUCCCUGGUCGGCAGGGUGACGGGGACUUUGAAUUUCAGGGCCAAGCUGCUGCUUAUCACGGGGAUGGUUCCUCUGAGAUGGCAGUGCAAGCCCCAAACACGCCCCUCUCAACAGCCUCUCGGCGUUUUUUCAGCUGGGCUAGAGACAGCAGGACAAGCCAGGACGGGACGGAGUGUGACGGGGAUGGGGAGGGAGCAGGGGAGGGGACGGAGGAAGGGGAGUCGGACGAUUGGUCCCUGGAGAAUUUCACAGAUGACUCGUUAUUAGCAGGGGAGAAUUACCAGAUGUUAGAGGACGAUUUUGCGGAGUUUGUGGGCGCAUCCAGCGACAGGGGGUACUUCUCAGAGGACGAGAGUGUCCCGGUGGUAGCCCAGAGAAGGGGGGUGUUUUACCCUCGGAAUUACCGGUCGGGGAGGGGCGUGCAUGGCAAGGAAGGGAUGCACGGCGGCAUGGGGGGGUUCACUGGGAUCGGGAUGGGGGGGUUUGGUCCAGGGGGAUCCUCUGAUGGCCGAGGGCUCCUGGGGAGUGGGCCAGGGGCGCAGGUGGGAGGGGGACUUUGCGCAGAAGAGACUCGUUUUUCCUAUGACGAUAAUGAUGUGGAUUAUAGAAACGUGUUUGGAGGAGGGGUGUUCUACUGGAACAUGGCGGAUUACAGAGGGGCCAGCGCUGGUGCGUCCCGCACGGGCUCGUCCCUGGGGUCAGAGGACAGCUCGUGGCUGAGAAGGGAAGCAGACGUACGCAUGAUUGUGGAUGAUAUAGUCCUGGGAUUUCCUAUGUCGGGGUCGAUUUCGGGGUCGUAUCCCCCGGGCAUGGGUCUGUCGACCGCGUCCACUGAUCGCUCCAACAUCGCUUCGCCUAGUUCCACGGCCUCUGGGUCGUUCAACAUGCGCCACGCCUCAACUUCUGCUGCUGCUGCUGCCGCCGCCGCUGCUGCUGCUGCUGCUGUGGCUUCCAGCGCCGCAGGAGCUGUUGCCGGAAGCGUUUCGCCCCGCUUUGAGCAGGGCAGUGCCAUGGGCGCGGGAGGAGGGGCGGGAGGAGGGGCGGGAGGAGGUGUUGUGGGCGUGGGAGGAGGUGGAAGGGGGAGUGGUAAUGAGAGGAAAGGGCGAAGGCUUGUGUCUGCAGGGAGUGGCGGACUCGUGCUGUAUGCGGCUGGGGCGACUAGCAGUGGCAGCAACAACGCUGGUGCUUUGACUGCUGCAGGUGUGGGGAGCCAGCAGCCGGGAGUAUCUCGAAGCAUGGGAUUAGCCCGGUCUGAGAGUGAUCCGGCAUGUGUGCUGGGACAGAGAGGCAACGGGGCUGCUGUGCCUACCAUACGGUUCACUGCUCCCGCUGCACCAGCAGUACCACGGGCAGCAGCAGAAGCAGCAGCAGCAGCGACAUCUGCAGCAGCAGCCGCAGCAGCAUCAGCAGCGGCGCCAGCAGCACCUGCAGCAGCUAAAGCAGCAGCAGGAGGAGGAGGUGAGGCUGCAGGAGGAGACGGGGGUGGGCGGGAGUGUGAUGCUAGGGAAGCUGAUGAGCGUGCAGAGAAUGCAGACAGUGUGCAAGUGGACGAUGGGCGGAGUUCCGCACAAGCAGAAGUACGAGAGAGUAGCAGUGGAAGCAGGGGCGCAAGUCCUGCAACGGCAGCCAAGGCACAUGCCACUGAUGUGGCUUCCACUGGCGCUGCUGCUUACGCUGGUGACACCGCAAAGCCUAUCGCCAGUGUUGAUGCCGUUGCUACGCAUGUGUAUGCGCAGCCAGUUGGUAGUGACACGGGGCAAGCGAGGGCAGGGAUGCCCCAUGCGGCAGGUGAAGCCAUGGGAGGGGAGGGACGUGGGGCUCAAGUUGACCCGCGGCAGAGCCAAAGCUUGCCAGGCUCAAGGCCUAGCAGCUCUGGAGGAGAGGCAGGUGGGCGGAGAAACAGUAACAGCAGCACCCCUGGACAGGGAACUCUGCCCACCUGUAGUCCACCCACGGACCAGCAGCAGGUGCGCCCUCUUCAGCUUGUUCCGCCGGUGCUUGUCUCGUCGUCCAGCCCAGGUUUUCCCACUAGCGGCAGCAGCGGCAGUGGUGGGAGCAACAGCAACAGCACGAGCAGCACCCCGGUGGGUCUGCGACGUGCUGGUGGCAGUGAAGGUGGUCGGAUGUUCCACCGCACCCCUCCCCUCUCCCGUUCCCCGUCUAUCAAAGCAGCAGAGGAAACUGCUGUUCUUCCUGCUGCCAGUUCUCCAUCACAAAGCCCGCAUCAGCUGCCGCCGCAGUCGCACCAGCAGCACCAGCAGCCGCAACAACAAUUGCAGCAGCAGCAACAGCCACAGCAGCAGCAGGCUCCGCUGAUGCAUAUCCAUACUCGCCCCAUCCAACACCGGAGCUGCGAGUUCAACUUCCCACACGGCUUCACACCACCAGGCACAGCCAUACCCCCUGGGGCAAGCAUAGCAGGAGCACCAGCAGGACCAGGCAUGGUUACUGCUGCAGCUGCUACUAUCGUUGCCACAGGCAUCACCCUUCCAGGUCCAAUCCGGGUUCCCACCCCCAGCAGCAUCAGUCCCAGCAGCAACAUCAGCAGCAUCACUCCCAGCAGCAUCAGCCCUAGCAGCAGCAAACCCUCCUCCCAUGCAGCAGCCAUGGCAGGCAGAAUGCGUUCCUGGAAACGCCCCAGCUCACCCGUUCUCAGGUACCAGCCGCCCCAGGAGGCACCUCCUCCGCCUCCACCCUCCCCUGUUGCCGGCGCUGGCCGUUCUCGGGGGUAUUUCCGGGUAAGAUCCGGGAGCUCUAGUCCCCGGCAUUGGGGCCUGUUGCCCAGCAGUGCUCCUGGUGGCGUUGGCUUUGCUGCAGCAGCUGCAGCAGUGGCAGCAGCAAGGGAGGCGGUGGUUUCAAGGGAAAACGCUGCUGCUGCUGCUGCGGUUGCGGCGGCUGGUGCGGCAGCGGCAGCGGCGGCUGCUGCAACACCAGGAGGGAUGGGGGGGGCAGUUGGGCUGCCUGUGAGUGGAUUAGGCGUGGCACAGGGUGGUGGUGUUGGCAGGGGGAUGUGGGGCCUGCCAUCUCCUGCUGCUGCUGCUGCGGCUGCGGCUGCAGCUGCCGCAGCCAUGGCUGCUGGGCAGGGGUCAAGGGUGAGGACAAUGGGGAUUGGAGGGAGGGCGAUCCAUGAUGGUGUGAGGGCGCUGGUGCCACCCCUCGCACUCGAUCCAGUCAAGCUGCCCACGAUCAUUCAGGUGGAUCGGUGCUGCAGGGGUGACCCCUCCUCCCAGCCAUCCCUGGCGGCACUGCACAGCGCGCUGCACGAGGAGAUUGAGGCGUUCUGCCUGCAGGUGAUGGGCGAGAUGCGCGCGCGCAAGCCAUACCAAUUGGCUGCCAUCACCAAAGUCUCACGCACGCUGCAGGUGCUCUGGCCUCGCUCCCGUGUGUCCAUAUUCGGCUCCAAUGCCACGGGGCUUGCUCUGCCCUCCAGCGACGUCGACAUCCUCGUGCACCUGCCGCCCGUCAGAAACCUGGAGCCCAUCAAGGAGGCGGGUAUCCUGGAGGGGCGCAACGGCAUCAAGGAGACAUGUCUGCAGCACGCGGCGCGCCACCUGGCGGACCAGGAUUGGGUGAAGGGCGACUCGAUCAAGACCAUAGAGAAUGCCAUGGUGCCCAUUAUCAUGCUCGUCGCCCGCCUGCCAGCUCACACGUCCCGCCUCUCUGCUGAUGUGUCACCUGCUACAGCUGCUGAAGCGGCCCCUGCCAGCGUGGCACCUGCUACUGCUGCUGAUGUGGCUGCUGUUGUCCUUGCUGACAUGGAGCCUGCUGAACUGACCCCUGCUGACCUGGCUCAUGCUGACGUGGCUCCUGCAGAUGUGGCUUCUGCGAACGCAGGGGGUGAGCAGGUGGAGUCCCGUGUCAUUGCAGACGGGAUGAGCGCCAGCGAUGCUGCCAUAUCAGCUGCUGCUGCCGUAUCAGCUGCUGCUGCUGGCACUACUGCUGGCUCUCGUCUCACCACUGCUGCUGCCACUGCUGAAGAUGGAGCCGGCAUUGCUACUGCUACUGCUACUGCUGCAACAGAGGAAACAGUCGCUGGAAAGGCGGCGGGACAAGUGGUGGGGGAGGUGGAGAAAGGAGAAGGGAAGGAGAUAGAGAGGGGAGAGAGUAUGGGGCCAAAGGUGGUAGCGGGAAAGACCGAUGGGGGUGAGAAGGAAAAGGGAAGAUUGGAGAAGGCAGAAGGGAGAUUAGAGAAAGCAGAGGGGAGGGGGGCGGCAGGGAAGGAGGUGCAGGUCCAGGUGGUGAAGGGCGGGGUGAGGGGGCCGUGGGGCAACGUGGACGACCGCAGGAACGUGCGCCUCGACAUCAGCUUUGAAGGAGGGUCGCACUCCGGCCUGCGCACUGCUGAGCUGGUGCGCGAGUUAACAGCGCAGUUCCCCGCCAUCCCGCCACUCGCCCUCGUUUUGAAGCAGUUCCUCACGGACCGCAGCCUCGACCACCCAUACACCGGGGGACUUUCCUCCUACUGCCUUCUGCUGCUUAUUACGCGUUUCCUGCAGAUCCAGCCACACAUCGGCCGUCCCCCUCAGUGGCAGAACCUUGGAAGCCUGCUGCUCGACUUCCUGCACUUCUACGGCUGUGUGUUUGACCCCCGCCGCAUGGCUGCCAGCAUCAGGCUGGGGGGGGCGUUCCUUGAGCGCGACCGCUCGCAGAGCAUCGACCCAUUGCAUAUAGAGGACCCCCUCGACCCCACCAACAACGUUGGGCGCAACUGCUUCCGCAUCCUUCAAUGCACCAAGGCAUUCGCAGACGCCUAUGAUGUGCUCGAGAGGCAGCUCCCAGACAUGACGUGCGCCAUCGCCCAUGGCAGCCCGCCAUGUGGCACGCAGCUACUGGCCAAGAUCCUGCCCAGCAUUGCCCCAGCAGCGACCAAGUGACCUCUGAGCCCUGCAGGAGUCAUCUGCAUACUGCCCAAGCAUACUCGGCAUGCUCAUCUACGAUCCUGCCCAGUUUUAAGUCGCUUAGAACCUUGCACACAGCCCAAGCAUGCUCAGCAUGUGCAGGUACUGGAUCCUGCCCAGCAUAGCUCCCGCCAUGUCCAAGUGAUGUUUGAGCAGAGAGGGCGUCAACAUUCUCCCCAGCAUUGCGCCAGCAGCACGUUGCUUGCAUGUAAGCUGCCUGUCACGUGUGUGUCUCGGUGUAUUUUGAGUCAUGUGUGUGUCUCGUAUCCCGUGCUGCUAGGUGGCAUGGCAUCAUGUUGUGCGUAUGCCGUAUCCUAGAGUGAUUGGUCCCGUUUCCAUCAUCUGCCCUUUCGUCUGCCCGCCAUGCUGUGUCUCCUGCCCCCAACAUUGUAUCCCAUCCCUUGUGUCUUUGAGUCCCUGUGCUGUAUGUACAGUACAUCCCACCCACAGCGCAUGCUUUAGUGUUGAUGUGAUAUCAUGGGCGUGGCAUGCAUUACACUCUGAUUCUUUCAGCCUGUGUACCAACUAGCAUUCAUUCGGAUGCUAGUCGAUCAUUCUUGAAAUUAGAUGUCAACUUGCUAGGUGACACACCACCACACCAUUCUGCCUUCACUCCUCGAUGUAUUGCGACUUGAAUUCUUCUUGUUGGAUCUAGCAGGUUGCGAGUGUAGGUGUUCAAUCUUUGCAAGCCGGCACACUCUACAAGCAGACA
Molecule: messenger RNA, 11734 nt
Organism: Closterium sp. NIES-67
Lineage: Eukaryota; Viridiplantae; Streptophyta; Zygnematophyceae; Desmidiales; Closteriaceae
Source: the annotation of a GenBank genome assembly